UCAUCAAAUUGGAGAUGGGUCUCAAGCAAAACAAGGUCCAACCUCAUCCAUUUGAGGACUAGAUUGCCAAAUUUGAGGCGUGGAAAUGGCAGAUAAAAUUUUUGGCUGCAGAGUGGUGCUCAGCUUCUUCUUCUCUAUCCACAAAGCUCAAAGCUUUUGAACUAACAAAAACGCACAUACGCAGAAGAACAAAACAAGCAGUUUAAGGUUACAUUAUAGAGAAAAACAAUAGUGACAUUACCAUCAAUGGAAGCUGCAAGGAAUAUGCUUUCUUCUCCUCUAAAUUUUUCUACAAGAACCCAACUCAAGAAUUCUGUCUUUUCAUCAUCAUCUUCUUCAGUUUCGAUGUUUUAUGAGCAAGGAGCUCCUGCUCCAACUUUGAUUUUAAUUACUUCUGUAGCUAGGAAUUUUCCUACAUCAGUUCUCUCUCAAGAGCAGCGCAAUGACUACAAACCGCUGCCUGUCUUUCACUUCCUUAAGGAAGAUAAAGCAUACCUGGGAUCAACAAACAAACAGCGGAUUGUGAAUGGGGCAUCACUUCAUAAAGAAAAAGCUGCCAACAACUUUGACCGGUUGGGAUAUGAACAGCAGUUGCUUCAGUCUCCUGAUUUAAGGCAAUUAUUGUCACUCUUGGUAUUAGGGGAAAAUCCAUCAUCUUCCUUGAAUAUGCAGUCUGUUGUAGUGGAUACCGAGGAGAUAAUGAAUGUUGAACCAAGUAAUGUAGCUGCCCUUGCUAAUAAGGAUUUGUCUGCAUCUAAACAAGCUGCAUCAUUGGCUGAGGACCUCAAAUUAGAUCUUGAUGAUUCACUUUCUAAUAGUUUGGGGUCUACUAAUUCCUCUACUCUGCCAGUUGAGGAGGAAGCAGUUACAGUUAGGUCAACAAGACGUUUAGAGAGACAGGCUAAACGAAGGAUGGUGCAACCUAAACCUAAAGUUACGAUUCGUGAGACCUACAGUUCACGAAGGACGGAUGUAAGAAGAAAGUCGAGUAAAAGUUUUGAUCCCAAUGAUCCCCUUCAAUUGUUUUUGUGGGGUCCUGAGACGAAACAACUCUUGACUGCUGAAGAAGAGUCUGAAUUGGUUAUGCAAGUUCAGGAUUUGAAGAUAUUAAUUAAGGUGAAGACUAGGCUUCAAUCUCAGUUUGGGCGUGAACCAACCCUGGUUGAAUGGGCUGAAGCCAUGGGUCUUAGUUGUUCAGCCUUGCAAGCAGAACUCCAAUCUGGAAAAAGAAGCCGGGAAAAAUUGAUCAAUGCGAAUUUGCUCCUGGUGGUUCACAUUGCUAAACAAUAUCAAGGCCGUGGUCUUAGCCUUCAGGAUUUGUUGCAGGUGGGAAGUAUAGGCCUUAUGAAAAGUGUUGAGAAGUUCAAACCAGAAGUUGGAUGCCGAUUUGCCACCUAUGCCUCCUGGUGGAUAAGGCAAGCAAUUAAGAAGUCUAUAAUGAAACAUUCCAGAACCAUCCGUUUGCCGGUGAGUGUAUAUAGGCUCUUGAGCAAAGUAUCGCAUGCAAAGAAAUCAUACAUUCAAGAAGGAAAUCAUUGUCCUUCCAAAGAAGAACUAGCAAGACGUGUUGGAAUGACAGUUGAGAAGUUGGAUAUGUUGCUAUUCGCAAAAAGGAUGCCACUUUCUUUGCAACAACCUUUAUGGGUGCACCAGGAUACCACCUUUCAGGAGGUAACACCAGAUACCAGUAUUGAGAUCCCAGAUGUUAGUGUGGCAAAGCAACUAAUGAGGCAGCAUGUGCACAACGUUCUAGGUGUGCUAAACCCAAAAGAAAGGAGGAUAAUCAGGCUAAGAUUUGGUUUUGAAGAAAGUAAACAGAAUUCUCUGUCUGAGAUAGGAAACAUGUUUGGAUUGUCUCAGGAAAGAGUGAGACAGAUAGAGAGCCAGGCAUUAUACAAGCUGAAGCGAUGCCUGAUCAAACAAGGACUUAGUGAAUAUGUAGAUUUGCUUGUUUAGAUUUAGAGACAAAGACAUUCAUUUUAGAUUUACUGGUUCAUCAAAGGGCAAGAGUGAAAUCUGUUGUUAUGCUCCUUGCAGCUUAAGAAUGAGGACUAAGCCUACAACCGGCUUGGCCGCUUCAAUUGGCCCACCAUUGUAAUCUAACACUGAUGUUCCUUUUUGUUAUGGUGAUAUACCAAAUUGUCUCCAAAGUGUUGUCGUGAAACUAUCAAGGGGAUAGACACUUCAAUGGAAAUGAAAAGAAGUACCUCUUAAUAUAUUUGUUUUGGCAAAAACCCUAAUAAAAUUAGGCCUUAAACCCUUUAAAACCAAGCCAACUCUGCUGUCCGAUCUCGAUUCAAACACAGUCAAACCUCACCCUUUCAAGCCCAAAUAUCCUUUUCAUUCUUGUACCCUCUUCUUCAAUUUUUUAAAAACAAACCUUUCUCUCACUUCACAAAAACCCAAUUUUAAAACCCAUUUAACCUUUCUCUCAAAUUGUGAAAAGCUGGAUACCUCAAAGAAAUGAAUGAAGUACUACUGAAGUUUAUUAUCCUUGAUGUAAUAUUAGAUACCCAGUUGAGGCUUUUUC
Durio zibethinus is the source of this 2530-nucleotide messenger RNA. It is a transcript of the gene SIGF, whose product is annotated as RNApolymerase sigma-subunit F. NCBI's taxonomy places the organism in Eukaryota, Viridiplantae, Streptophyta, Magnoliopsida, Malvales, Malvaceae. Gene Ontology annotation, biological process: regulation of DNA-templated transcription; DNA-templated transcription initiation. The record is from RefSeq and is a predicted model, not a curated record. Gene Ontology annotation, molecular function: DNA-binding transcription factor activity.